AUGGCUUCGUAUCCUACCUCAAGUCCUGAGCUUCUGUCCGAUUCCGAAAAGCUAUCAAGCGACAUAUCGGAGGCAGAGGAAACGCGGCAUAUCACCGGUGCCAGGUGGUUCGUGUUUCUGCUCAGCACAUUGACAGCUAUCUUCAUCUACUCUCUCGACAACACAAUUGUGGCCAACAUCGCUCCGAAAAUCGUCAAUGAUUUCAAUGCAGUCGAAGAUUUGCCUUGGCUAUCGGUUGGAUUCAUGAUUGGAGGAAUGGCAAUGAUUCUGCCAUUUGGCAAGCUAUAUUCGCUGUUCGAUGCUAAGUGGGUAUUCAUCGUAUCCACCAUUGUGUUCAUGGCAGCCUCUGCACUCUGUGGUGGAGCGCCAACAAUGGACGCUGAGAUCAUCGGGCGAGUCUUUGCUGGUGCCGGUGGUAAUGGAAUGUACUUCGGGCUGCUCGCCCUCAUUUCUAUGAACACUACGAGCCAGGAACGGCCAAAGUGGCUCAGUCUGAGCGGCUUGGUCUGGGGUCUUGGAACGGUGCUAGGUCCAGUUGUCGGCGGCGCAUUCGAGCUGUAUACCUGGCGCUGGGCCUUCUAUAUCAACCUGCUAUUCGGUGCCAUCCUACUCCCGACCUAUCUUUUCGUCAUUCCAUCCAACGACCCGUUGCCCGGGAUAUCGCGAUGGCAGAAACUAGCCACCUUUGACUGGGUAGGCACUGUACUGAGCAUUGGGGCAUUUACGACCUUGGUAAUGGCUAUAAACUUUGGCGGAACACUGUAUGCAUGGAGCAGUGGACAGAUCAUUGCACUCUUUGUUGUUUCCAUUGCUCUAUGGAUAAUCUUCGGUCUUCAACAGGGUUUCAAUAUUGCGACCUCGGUUGACAAACGAAUUCUACCAAUUCAUUUGUUUGCAGAGAAGGAGCCAGUCUUGCUCUUCAUAUCCUGUGCUGCAGUGGGUGCUGUGUCUUACGUUACGGUCUAUUACGUCCCUAUUUACUUCCAGUUCACCCAAGGAGACGAUGCUAUUCAAUCUGCCGUCCGCCUACUGCCCUUCAUUUUCCUACUGAUCACUACCAUCCCAACUAGCGGUGCCAUGAUGUCUCAUUUCGGUUACUACAAGCCCUGGUACCUAGGGGGCAGUAUAUUUGCACUGAUCCCGGCUGUUUUGAUGUCAGCCAUCAUUCAUGUCGACACCCCAUCAGGCGUGAUAUAUGGGCUUGAGGUUGUUCUGGGUCUUGGAGCUGGUGCCUACACUCAGGCCUCCUUCGGAGUCAUCCAGGCUGUGGUUACCCCAUCUGAGGCGCCCAAUGGAUUGACUCUCAUGCUACUAGCCCAAUUGGCCGGUAUGACCUUUGGUCUGUCAAUUAGCGGCGCUAUCUUCGUUAAUCUCGCGUCGAACAAUCUUCUCGCCUUGCUUCCCGAAUACCCGCAAGAUCAAGUCCGACAAAUCGUGUCCGGGACUAGUGGCAAGCUGCUUGCGUCGCUGUCCUCGUCGUUGCGGGACCAGGCGCUUGAUAUUAUCGUUUCUGCGUGGCAGAAAAUUUUCAUUUGUGUGUAUGUGGCAGCUGCUGCCAGUUUAAUAUGCGCAGUCUUCAUGGUAUAUCAACGGUGCAAUGUCUCGGCCGCUGCAGGCGGCGCUUGA
Molecule: messenger RNA, 1626 nt
Organism: Penicillium paradoxum
Lineage: Eukaryota; Fungi; Ascomycota; Eurotiomycetes; Eurotiales; Aspergillaceae
Product: Major facilitator superfamily domain general substrate transporter
Exons: 9
Coding region: 1-1626 (541 amino acids)
Biological process (GO): transmembrane transport
Molecular function (GO): transmembrane transporter activity
Source: RefSeq, a predicted model, not a curated record